Molecule: messenger RNA, 2802 nt
Organism: Rhodamnia argentea
Lineage: Eukaryota; Viridiplantae; Streptophyta; Magnoliopsida; Myrtales; Myrtaceae
Exons: 5
Coding region: 1-2802 (933 amino acids)
Biological process (GO): proteolysis
Molecular function (GO): zinc ion binding; aspartic-type endopeptidase activity; nucleic acid binding
Source: RefSeq, a predicted model, not a curated record
AUGGUAAGGACCGGGGGGUCAUCAACUGGCGGAGGCGGGAAUGCAGGAGCGGACAAUCGAAUUGAUGAAGUCUUGCAAGCCUUGGCCAAUUUGGGUGCGGUGAUAGGAGCUCAAAUGCAGCAACCGCAAGCUGGUGCAAAUGCUGGAGGAGGCGAACGCCGUUUACAAGGAUUGAUCGAGCAAUUUUUGAAAUUGAAGCCGUUGAAGUUUACGGGAUUAGGAGAACCUGAAGAAGCCGAGAAAUGGAUUAAGAGUAUGGAGAAGAUUUUUAGGUUGUUGAACUGUAACGAUGUGGAUCGAGUAGCCCUAGCUGAAUAUCAACUUGAGGAUAACGCUCGGCAUUGGUGGAAUGCGAAUAAGGAAGUGGUAUUUCCGAAUGGUAUUGAAGUAAGUUGGGAAGUUUUUAUUAACGCCUUUUAUGGGCAAUACUUCUCUGAUUGCGCCAAGGAUCGGAAGAUAACCGAGUUCAUGAGCUUAACUCAAGGUGACAAGACCGUGGUUCAAUAUGAAGCGAGAUUUUCCGAGCUAUCCAGGUUUGCACCUCGGUUGAUAGAUACUCGGGAACGUAGGUGUAAAAGGUUUCAGAAUGGCCUUAAGAUUGAAAUUCAAAAGCAGUUAGCACCUCCGAGGAUUAGGGACUAUCCCGAACUCUACGAGCGAGCUCAACUCGUGGAGCAAGUGUUGCUGAAAGAAAAGGAUAAAAAUGAGCAAAAGGCGGGAUCAAGUCGCCAGGUAUCGCAGGAUAAUAUGAGGCGAGAUAAUAAGAGACCAAGGAUGUUUGGGAGGUCAUUUAAUGUUCCUACUAAGAGACGCAAUUUUGGAGAUUUCGGAAGGACUAGCGUAAGUCGGACGAUGGGUAAUGUACCACGCCCGAAUGGAACCUGUCGUCGAUGUGGUAAGGCACAUGGUAAUGCACCCUGUACUUUCGAGAGGGAAUGUUAUGGUUGCGGACAGGUGGGGCACCCGAUCAGAGAUUGCCCACAAAGGAGACAACAGUCCCCGCGUACCGUAUCAACUCAACAACCCCGACUCGACGGAAUAAAACCCCCAGGAAUUCGGCAAAGGCCUCCAACUCAAGGAAGGAUUCGGGCUAUGACCCAAGAGGAGGCAGAGACCUCCAAAACAACUAUUACAGGUAUGGUCUUCUUAUGCAAUAGGAAUGCUAAUGCACUGUUCGACACCGGCGCGACUCAUUCUUUUAUAUCAACAAGAUUUGCUGAAUUAUGUGGAUUAAAGCCUGAAUUGCUUGAAGUACCGCUCGGUGUAGCUAUGCCCUUGAAGGACAAAGUGAUAACCACUCUAAUAUGCAAGGAAUGUAAGAUCUUUAUAGGCAGGCAAGGUAAGGAAAUUGAUUUGGUGGUAAUGGACUUGUCCGAUUUUGAUAUAAUCGUAGGGAUGGAUUGGUUGCACAAGAUGCGAGCCAAUGUGGAUUGUUUUAAUAGGGUGAUUCAGUUUAACCCAUCCAAUGGAGAUAGUUUCAAAUUUUUAGGAAGCAAAAUAGGGGUGUCAAUACCUCUUAUUUCUGCAAUUGAAGUUUGCAAGGAAGCCAAGAUAGAGGAAAUCCCAGUUGUUCAAAAAUUCCUGGACGUCUUUCCGGAAGAGUUUCUGGGAUUACCACCUAAGCGAGAGGUUGAGUUUGCUAUUGAAUUGGCUCCGGGAACCGAGCCUAUUUCUAGGGCUCCAUAUAGAAUGGCUUUGGCAGAGUUAAAAGAAUUAAAAGUGCAGCUACGGGAAUUAUUAGACAAAGAUAUCCCUAAGACAGCCUUUCGAACUAGAUAUGGCCAUUACGAGUUUCUAGUUAUGCCAUUUGGACUAACGAAUGCUCCAGCGGCAUUCAUGGAUUUAAUGAAUAGGGUAUUCAAGCCUUAUUUGGAUCGGUUUGUGAUAGUAUUUAUCGAUGACAUCCUGGUGUAUUCUAAAGGGCCUAGGGAACACGAAGAACAUCCGAGGAUGACAUUACGGACUUUGAAGGAACAUAAGUUAUACGCCAAAUUUAGUAAGUGUGAAUUCUGGCUAGAUCGUGUGAUAUUUUUGGGUCAUAUGGUUAUUGGAGAAGGAAUCUCCGUUGAUCCGGCCAAGAUUGAAGCUGUAGUAAAUUGGCCUCGACCAACAACCGUUACGGAGAUUCGAAGCUUUCUAGGGUUGGCAGGAUAUUAUCGAAGAUUUGUGGAAGGGUUCUCCCGCAUCGCUGGUCCAUUGACCCAAUUGACACGAAAAGGAGUCAAGUUUGAAUGUAUAGAGGAAUGCGAACGAAGUUUCCAAGAGCUCAAGAGAAAGUUAACUUCCGCUCCAAUAUUAACAAUACCAUCGGGGUCUAGAGGAUUUGUGAUUUAUAGUGAUGCAUCACACAAAGGUUUGGGUUGUGUUUUAAUGCAACAUGGAAAAGUAAUCGCUUAUGCUUCGCGACGACUACGACCUUAUGAAUUGAAUUAUCCGACGCAUGAUUUGGAACCGGCGGCUAUUAUUUUUGCAUUGAAGAUGUGGAGGCAUUACUUAUAUGGGGAAAAGUUCCAAAUCUUUACUGAUCAUAAAAGUCUAAAAUAUUUAUUCUCUCGGAAGGAGUUGAACAUGAGACAACGACGUUGGAUGGAACUAUUGAAGGACUAUGAUUGUGAGAUCUUAUAUCACCCUGAUGCGUUGGGAACCAAACUUCGCUUUAGCACGGCCUUUCAUCCUCAAACGGAUGGACAAUCAGAAAGACUGGCAUCGAGGAAGUUGGUUGGACAGCUCUUGAACUCAAUCCAGCUUCCCGAUCUUCUUCUAUUCGUGUGGUUUUUUGGAGCUCCCCGGGUGUGCGAAUGA